Molecule: messenger RNA, 1213 nt
Organism: Rhododendron vialii
Lineage: Eukaryota; Viridiplantae; Streptophyta; Magnoliopsida; Ericales; Ericaceae
Product: dihydroceramide fatty acyl 2-hydroxylase FAH1-like
Exons: 7
Coding region: 250-963 (237 amino acids)
Biological process (GO): lipid biosynthetic process; fatty acid metabolic process
Cellular component (GO): membrane; endoplasmic reticulum
Molecular function (GO): iron ion binding; fatty acid 2-hydroxylase activity
Source: RefSeq, a predicted model, not a curated record
AGCUAACUUGUUCACGAGGGCCGUUCUUUCACUUCAUUACUUGCCGGCAUUAACAAACUCCUGGUACUUUUUUUUUUUGAACAGAACUCCUGGUACUUGUGCCUUGGGUCUUAGAGAGAGAGAGAGAGAGAGAGAGUGUGUGUGUGUGUGCCUGGUGCUGGUAGAGGGUGGUCUACAGAGAGAGACCUUGUUGCAGUCAGUGUCACAGAUCGGAAAAGCAUUUUUCUGGUUACGCAUUUUGGUUCCAAGAUGGUUGCACAAGGCUUCACAGUGGAUUUGAAUAAACCCUUGGUCUUCCAGGUAGGCCACCUUGGAGAGGCUUAUCAAGAAUGGGUUCACCAGCCUAUUGUUAGCAAGGAAGGCCCUCGAUUUUUUGAAAGCGACUUUUGGGAGUUUUUGACCAAAAAUGAGUGGUGGGUAAUUCCUCUUAUCUGGCUGCCAGUUGUAUGCUGGAGCAUCUCCUUGUCUGUUCGGAUGGGCCAUACGCCUCUUCAUAUAGCAUUGAUGAUGGUCUUCGGUAUUCUUAUAUGGACAUUGAUCGAAUACACUUUGCAUCGCUUCCUCUUUCACAUCAAAACAAAGAGCUAUUGGGGAAACACCAUACACUAUCUUCUUCAUGGUUGCCAUCAUAAGCACCCCAUGGAUGGACUACGCCUUGUUUUUCCACCUGCUGCAACAGCUGUACUUUGUGUGCCUUUCUGGAACUUGGUUAAACUCGUAUUCACUCCAUCUCUCACUCCUGCUAUGUUUGGAGGUGGUUUACUUGGUUAUGUGAUGUAUGAUGUCACCCAUUACUACUUGCACCAUGGACAACCGACAAGCGAAAUACCCCGAAAUCUUAAGAAAUAUCAUUUGAACCAUCAUUUCCGGAUCCAGAACAAAGGCUUCGGUAUCACUUCGUCGUUAUGGGACAAGGUAUUCGGAACCCUACCUCAAUCAAAAGCAGCUGGAAAAAGUAAAUAAUUUCGUUCUUAAGAAUGGCUUUUGUUCAAUGGUCAGGCCACAAUGUUUAGGUGACUUGAACAUAGUUUUCUUCCUCAUCAUUCUUAUUAGUCCUUUAUUUCCCUCAAUUCUAUGGCAUGUUUUGUCCUUUGAAAUGAUUCCCCAAGUUUAGUAUGUCAGGAUGGUAUUGAUUGAUUCAUUCUUUCUGUAUGAAAUGAAUUGAUUGUGUCGGUAUUUCUCGAUGAAAUUGUCUUCUAUUUGUUUUCCCUGA